This is a messenger RNA of Thermothelomyces thermophilus ATCC 42464, 864 nucleotides long. RefSeq lists its product as uncharacterized. The transcript has 3 exons. Lineage: Eukaryota; Fungi; Ascomycota; Sordariomycetes; Sordariales; Chaetomiaceae. The record is from RefSeq and is a predicted model, not a curated record. The coding region runs from base 145 to 558 and encodes 137 amino acids. Gene Ontology annotation, molecular function: carbon-sulfur lyase activity.
CAGAAAAAAAAAAAAACCGGGCCACCACCACGACGCUCCUGCGCUUUAUAGCACAACGCCGACCACUGAUACAGGAACGUCAGCAGCAGCAGCAGCAGCAGCAAAUAUCGCAACUACACCCGGUGAUUAUCCCGGCAGUCUCUCAUGGCCAUUCACAUGCAGGGCCGCUGCGUCUGCCGGCGGCUGCGGUACUCGCUGGACCUCGGGUCGGCCGAGGACGCGCGCACGACGCUCUGCCACUGCCACAGCUGCCGGCGCGCGUUCGGCGCCAACUACGGCCUGACGGCCAAGGUGCCCCUCGCCGCGUUCCGGUACGAGGCGGGCGAGCCGAGGCGGUACAAGCAGGAGAACGGGGUGACGAGGGAGUUUUGCGACCAGUGCGGCGCCUUUAUCUGCGAGUAUGGGGAAGAGGCGGCCGACAAGUUCCGCUACGUCGUGUGGGGAUCGCUCGAUGAGCCUGAGAAGGUGCCGCCCAAGGGCGAGUUCUUCUGCAAAGACCGGGCCGAGUGGAUGCCCGAGAUCCAAGGCUUGUUUCACAAGAGGGAAAUAAAGGACUAAUUAAUGAAUGAGUUCAAUCGCUCAAGUUCAUAUCCAUCUGGGUAUACACAACUAUGAUAUAGGGUACUUGCGCACGUUUCGAACUGAAGACAAAGUGAGGCUGAGUGCCUCCUUGAAACCGUAUGAAAAUGUUAGAUUCAAGAGCGCCAUGUAAGGAAGCUGCAGGGGGAGCGUGCGAACAAAGGAAACCAUGUUAUGAUCAAGUAAGGGCGGUAUGCCUGUGCUAGCCUCAGGCUCACCACUAAUAAUUAAUUAAUCAAUCAUAAGGUGGCUGGUACUAAUUAUCUAUUUAAUGUCAUAAUCCCA